This is a messenger RNA of Callorhinchus milii (elephant shark), 525 nucleotides long. RefSeq names its product transmembrane protein 167B (gene tmem167b). NCBI's taxonomy places the organism in Eukaryota, Metazoa, Chordata, Chondrichthyes, Chimaeriformes, Callorhinchidae. Bases 71 to 295 code for a protein of 74 amino acids. The record is from RefSeq and is a predicted model, not a curated record. The transcript is spliced from 3 exons.
GUCAUCACCGAGCGCCGGGGCCGCGGGGCGGCGCCACAGGAGCGAAGGAGAGAGGGAAACCGCCGCCGCCAUGACAAACGUAUAUUCCUUCGAUGGCCUGCUGGUUUUUGGCUUGCUUUUUAUAUGCACCUGCGCAUACUUGAAGAAAGUUCCACGACUAAAUAAAUGGUUACUUUCGGAAAAGAAAGGGGUAUGGGGUGUAUUUUACAAAGCUGCAGUAAUAGGAACAAGGCUUCACGUACCAGUGGCGAUGUCCUGCAUUGUUAUGAGUGUUUACGUUUUGUUUAUUAAAUGACUACGUUAAACUGGAAGAAGAAUUUAAAAAGAGCAAUAUAUUAUAUUUAGCAAAAACGUACAUGAGGAUUAAAAUCAGAUCAGACAAUGUUCUCUUUCUGUAAGGAAUUGAACACUAUACUAUUUACCCUCUUGUCCUGGAAGGUGAAGGGCUUUGGAAGCAACACUGACAGAUGGAGAAAUAGUUUACUGCUGGUGUAUACAUGGUUCAUAAUAAAUCCUGUUCCUUAA